Molecule: messenger RNA, 1174 nt
Organism: Erythranthe guttata (spotted monkey flower)
Lineage: Eukaryota; Viridiplantae; Streptophyta; Magnoliopsida; Lamiales; Phrymaceae
Product: zinc finger A20 and AN1 domain-containing stress-associated protein 8
Molecular function (GO): zinc ion binding; DNA binding
Source: RefSeq, a predicted model, not a curated record
AAACCUCCGGACAAAUAAGGCAAGUUCGUUCAUUGGCGAAAAAGUUAGAAAGAGAAACGUCUCUUCUUCUUCUCCUCCUCCUUCCUUCCUUCAUUUUUCUGUUCUCUCUCGUUCAUCAGAAAAUAUAAAUUAAUUUUUAAAUAAAUAAAUAAAUAGAUAACAAAAUCACUAUAGAAAAAAAGUUCAGAAUUCAUUCAUCCUCCUCAAAUUCGUUUCCUGAAGUUUCAAAUCAAUUCCUGUUCUGCAGGAGCACGAAGCAUAUAUAUAUCCUUCUCCGAUCUUAUUUAUUUCCUCGGUCAAUUUCUUAUUUAUUCCUCGAAAUCACGAAAUGGAACACGACGAAACAGGGUGCCAAGCCUCUCCAGAAGGCCCUCUUCUAUGCGUGAACAAUUGCGGCUUCUUCGGCAGUGCUGCAAACAUGAACAUGUGCUCCAAGUGUUACAAGGACCUGAUUCUGAAACAAGAGCAAGCCAAAUUCGCCGCCUCGUCGAUCGAAAACAUUGUCAACGGAUCAUCAAGUGGGACCCCCACCGAGCAAGAUUCCGUAAUUGUUGCAGAAUCUGCAAACAUCCCGACUCCUUCAGUCGAAGCAAAGUCAAUUUCUUUGCCGUCAGUUAUCAACGCUUCGACCUCGGACGAACCACCCAGAGCAAAGGAAGGGCCUAGCAAGUGCAGCUCCUGCAAGAAACGGGUCGGGCUAACCGGGUUCAAAUGCCGGUGCGGCAGCACUUUCUGCGGGUCGCACCGCUAUUCGGACAAACACGAUUGCCCGUUCGAUUACCGGACCGCUGGUCGGGAUGCUAUAGCCAAAGCCAACCCGGUCGUGAAGGCGGAAAAGCUCGAUAAAAUCUAGUUUGAAUUUCUUUCUUUUCGAUAUGGCAUUUCUCGAUUCUAAUCUUCCAAGAUGAUGAUUGGUGAUUGUGAGUUGGAUGUGUUGUGUUGUGAUUGGUGAGAAUAUGUUUGUGGUGGGUCCAGUUUAUGUGUCUUGUAUGUGUGUGUGUGUGUGAUGGUACUUUCUGCAUCAUAUGUAUGGUGUUUAUUCAUGUGUCUAUGUGUGGUGUGCGGUUCUAUCCUAAGAUUAUAACUUGCAGGCAUCCACAAAGACAAGCUUGUAAUAUAUUUGUAUUUGUUUUAAAUUCUAAUGGCAUCUUUUACUUGCAUAAGUAUUUGUUAU